GUGUUAUAUUAUGCUAUUCGAAAUGUUUAUGAAAAUCUAGCAUAUUAUAGGUGAAUAAACUAAAAUGAAACGGAUGGAUUGGGGAUGGAUUGCAUUGCCGCCAGUGAAGAUUGCGAAAUAGGUAAUGAAACGCAGUAACAUGCAUAUUCAUCAAGGCCUUCAUUGCUAUCGCAUUAUGAUUGGCUGUUGAAAAGAGAAAACGGGGCCUUGGUUCCUUUAACCGAUGCGAUUGGUCUGUGAUGAUCCCAUCGUCAGCUCAACAACAGGAUUUCCCUAUGAACCUAUUCCAUUGUUAGGUUAUGAGGGACUAGGAAAUGCUUUUUAAAUCAUACUUUCUGAUCCCUUCAAACCAUGAUAAAACCAUUCAUUAUAUCUUCUGAAUUAUUUCAUCGAUAUCAAAAUGUUAUUCGUAUCCUCAAUCACUCGAUGGUGGGACUUGAAACGGUUUUAGCCAUCUUUUCGUCCCUCCAUUGAGCUCUUGAUUUGUCAGGCAGCAAGUCUGCACGUGACCCGCUUUUGUCUGCUGCGGUUUCGAGCUCUCAGCUGUUUCGCGCAAUAUACAAGAUCACCUUCUCCAUUUGCUCACAUACAGUUUCUGUGCUGAUCUGAGAAGAAAGCAUUUUCUCUGGAACAUUUGGGCUGAAGGCACUCCAAAAUGUUGAUUUUCAUCAAGAAACCGGAUGGCAAUGUGCUGGAAAUUGAAGUUGGACCUAAAGCUGUCGGUCUGGAAUGCUUGGAUUUGACCUGUCUGAAGCUGAACAUGGUUGAAGGGGAUUACUUUGGCCUGCAGUUCGCGACAAAGAAAGGGGAGAGACACUGGCUAAACCUUCGAAACACUAUUACGUCGCAGCUCCCUAUUGGAUUCUCCCAGCCUAUCCGUUUGGACCUGAGGGUUAAAUUCCAUGUCGAACCACACAUCUUGCAGCAAGAUAUCACAAGACAUCUCUUCUUUCAUGAUGCCAAACUCCUUGUGAAAGAAGGGAAGUUUAAGGCAGCCCUCAAAGACGCUGCCCGAAUUGCCGCUCUGUUCAUCCAGGCUGAGAAUGGUGAUUUCGGUGCCAGCAGUGACAUGGAGCAGCUGUCUGGAUACUUCCCCCAGUUUGCAGACUCGGAGGAAUUCAAAGUGACGGCCCAAGCAGAAUAUGCCCGUCUCCGCAGCAUGGGGACUGAACAUGCGCUCCUGUCUCUGCUCAGAGAAAUCUGUGAAAUGGAUUCUUAUGGAUUAGAUACAUUCACUGCCAAGACCUGCUCUGGCCAGUUCUGCGAAGUGGGAGUUGGAGCCCAUGGAAUUCUGGUGACUAAUGUGGAAACACAAGAUUGUGUGAAGAUCCCCCUUCAAUCUGUAAAGAGGUUGUCAGUUGAGAAGAGAGAUUGCCAGAUGCACUAUGAGCUUGACGAUGGACAUAACUUUACAACAGACAAGAUGGAGCUUACUCUCCACACCAAGGAGGUAGCCGAAGGGCUGUAUCGCUCUAUCACAGAGAAAGUGGAAUUCUUCACCAGUGAAACUGUCAGUGAACCAGUCAAAGACCAGUUUGUUCGAGACUUGCGUGGGAGCAUUGUCUCUUUCUUCAAUGUCAAUACGGACUUGGGGAAGAAGUACUCCUUUGAUCUGCGCAGAACGCAGCAAGAGGUCCAUGACGAUGCGAGGAGGAAGCUUUUUAGGAUGGGCAUCUCAACACAGUCUUGUGAAGAUGGCGCCGACUUAUCCGCCCAGGCACACAAUAGGCAAGAAGGUGCCAACCAGCUUGAACAGGAACUUCAAAUGUAUCGGGAUGCUGUAACAUGUAAGGUCUGCAUGGCAUGUCAUAUGGACACAGUUCUCUUACCCUGUGGUCACUUUCUCCUGUGUAGCAACUGUGCUGACAUGGUCUCCUCUUGCCCCUCGUGUCGCUUAAGCAUUGAAGAAAGGAAGAAAGUCUUCUGGGACAGACCUAUGAAUGUUACCUAGAGCAAGCUAAACAGGUAAAGUUAAUUGUGUUCAUAAUGCUUGUAGAAGGACCCUGAAUCAGUAUUACAAAGAUUGCCAUGAUGUAUGUUCUGUUUUUAUUAAGAGAUUAGUCAUUUUGAAUUUCCGUCAGAGAUACCUUUAGGAAUGAAGAUCAGAUGAUCUGUAGCUAUGUUUAUGAGAUAAGUGUCGUAAAAGAAGGGAAAGGAAUAAGUUGAUGCCAGAAUCAAAGUACAUGUAACUUGUAAUAUGAUCUGUGACUGACUUGACAUCGUUUCUUUGUACACUGCAUACGAAAUUAAGUUCCAUGUUGUGCAUGUCUAGAAUUGCAUCUAAAAGCUACAGUACACAUACCUAGCUAGCUACUUAUACAUGUUUAGUUAUUAAAUGUUUGGAAACAUUAAUGGAUCGUCAUGUUACAUUUUCUUUCCUUCAAAUGAUAGGACCUUAUACUCUGAUCAGAUGUGGAUGUGUAGUUUUGUACAUUUUUGAGAAAAAUGAAAACUUGUAUUUUUGAUCUUUAAGGUCAACACAUUUUUUAAAAGGAGAAUUGCCUUGAAUUGUAGAAAAAAAACAUAUUUUUGUAAAAUGUGUGAUAGCUAAUAUAAGAAGUUGAUACAUAUGUUUAUGUCAACUGUUAGUGUAGCAUUCUCCCAUGUUCAUGCGUCUACACUUUAAAUGCAUUUUUUAGACAUGUUGAAUGCCCUCUCCUCUAGUAUAGUUGGUACAUUCCUAUAAUAUACAUCUGCAGUUGCAAGAAUUCCUACAUGUAGACUGUAUCCUUUUUUUUCCCUUUUCCCUUUUCCCUUUUCCCCCUUUUUGUUGUUGUUGCAAGAAACGUAGUCUUUCUAUUUGUAGUAUUCAGAUUCUGUGUGCAUUCCAAAGCCACAUCAGGUCAAUUUAGUUAAUUUAGAUUUGUGCAAUAAUCUGUUUAGAAAAAAAAAAUUCUUUUCAAUUUUGUUUCUUUCCAUAGUGCUGUACAAAUAUGUAAGAAUAGUUUUAGUUCAGACUAAGAUCCACACAUGAUCGUAUAUUUCCUCCCACAUGAUGUUGUUCAAGUUAACGUGAUGCACAAAUCGGUACUGUACAUUUGGCAUGUACAUGAAUAUGAGAUCAUACGUGUAAUGACUUUUUCAGUCAUAAGAAACAUUGGAUUGCAUACUGUACACACUUGCGCUAAAUGGUUCCUUUUGAAAACGAGUACAUGUUUACAGUGGUACAGUGUCAAGUACAUGUCCGAAUGUAUGUAUAAUAUACUGUAUGUGCAUGCACAGUUCACACAAUAAGGAACAUCCAUCUAAAUUUAUCCUUGCCAUACAUUCUUUUGUUGUGUUUAUGAAGUUAUUAUUUAUUUCUUGGUCAAGACUGCAGUAUACAUGCAAAAGUAAAUUGUUUGCUUUGAUACCUAUAUAAGUGCUUACAUCUAUGUAGCAUACUUUUUUCUGUGAUGUCAUGUUUUCCAAAAUCAUGUUCUCGCCAGUUCUCGAGAUUUUUUAAAUUGUGUAUGCAAAGUGUGGUGCACAUUGUUUUUUAGUCUAUAGAAAUUAAAAGUUCUAUUUUACACUGUUAAUAUAUUGUAUCAAUGACAUGGAGAAAUGUGAGUAGAUUUCGUUUGUAAGUAUGUGUGUGACUCAUUCAGUGGCUGUGCCAAAUUAUUGGUGCUGUACUUAGACAUGUACAUGUAAAUGACUGCAAUUUGGUAUGCCAAUUAGCAAAACUAUUUUGAAGUUUGAAUGCACACCAACUUUGCUUUUUCAUCUUUUCUUUAUUUGGUCAGUGAGACCAUCUUCCUUCUAACGACAGUCACAUUUAUUGAAUAAAAAAAAGAUCUUCAUUGCAUGACACCUGAUAUAUUUUGAAAUUGACAAUUUUCAUGAUUCAUUAUCAUUUAUGUGUAAUGCAUCACUAUGUACAACAUUGGAAAUAUUAUUUGUACAUUAUUAAACAGAAUGUACCUAUCAUAUGAUAUAUACCGGUACAUAUACAUUGUAUUUUGUAAUCACAUUACAUACAUGUACAUGUAAGUUGAAUGUGUUUUCGUUACAUUAGAUAUAAUAUGUUGUGAGGCUAUAUAAACUUACGAGGCUUACAGUUUACCGGUAUACUAAUAGUGCUUUUCUCCUCUAUUACUUGUACAGUAUGGGUUUGAACCAGUAUGCACAAACUACAUUGUUCUUUGGACUUCAUUGCAGCUGUAGUUUUAAUUUGAAGAAGAGUAACAAUCUGUUCAUUUAGCUGAAUAGCAUGUUGUUUCUCUGCUUUUGCAGAAUAGAUUAUACAUGAAUUUUGUUCUGUUGAUUUGAUGUUUAGGCCUAAUUAAUGGAUCAGUUAUUAACAGUGAUGCGUAUCAUGCGUGCAAGUAUAUUUUGCUUAACAUGUAUAUACAUGUAGCUCUUAACAUGUACAUCUAUUUGUUGAAUAGGGUAGAAGUAUUUCCCUAUUUAUAAAUAUCUUUCUCCUCUUAUUACUUUUAGACUUGUGCUAAUAAAUGGGUAUAAUUAUUUAAUAUCCCUGACCUUAUUUAUGAAGUUUCUUAAAGCUUAACUCUGAAAGUUGAAGUGCUAAAACAGCAUUCAUUGUGCACAGAUCAUGUAUAGUGCAGUCACUGCAAGCUUCUCCAAUGUGGUGAUAUAAAACCUACAUGUACAGAAUGUAAAAUGAAGAUUAGAGUGGUUCAACCAGGGAGUUAGGAGGUUCAACAUACAUGUAAGUUACUUGACUUCAGGUUUAAUGACCAAUGUUCAUAUUUACUUUAAUUUUGCAUUGGAUCGGGGAAAAAGCUAGUAGUUGAAAAAGAAAGCACUAACUGCAACAAUUAGAUGUAUUGUAAAAAGUUGGAGAAAACAAGUUUUCAGAAGGUGACCUACAAACAAUUUUGCUUUACUUUAGUUGUUUAUUCAACUGUUAAGGGUUUUUCCAUUGUAACACCACUUUGUAGGCCUCUCUCCUUUGUGCAUGUUUCAGUGCAAGCAGUGAAGCUACACAUCAAGCAGGUGCAUUGAUCUUUGCUGUGAGAAACUGGUACAUGUACAUGUUGGCACAUGUCAGGCCCUACAUGUGUAGUAGGAGGGGUUUUUUUUUCGGGGGGGGGGGGGUUGAGAAAAAUAUAUCUUUCUAAUCUCAUCAACUAUUCAAAAUAUAUUUUUUUUAAUUAAUGUCUAUACUUUCCCAAAUGCACACAAAUAUGAUGUAUAAAUAUCAGUUGAUUUUAUUUACAUUUUUCAGCUUCCCUUAAUGAAAAUGAUAAGUGCCAAAUUUCUAAUAACUUAAGUUCAAAGAUAAAAUUCCCAUUUAAAUUAGUCAUUCUUAUGUAGGCAUCUAUUGAAGAAUGCAUACACAUCAGGGUCCCGUAACACAAAGGUCAGCGAUCAAUCGUACUCUUAAUUUUCAUGAUUAAUUGUACAUUGCAGUCAAUGCAAUUAAUCAAAUUGUUAAAAUGUUCUAGGUGAUUUCUAAUCUUUGUGGUAAUAAAGGCCCGUGAUCCAAAUGUUAACAACUCAAUGCAUAUUUAUGGAUGGUAAAUUGUUCAUUAUUCCUCAUCAAUGGCAAAAGGUAUUUGAAUUUCAACCUCUGAAAUUUUUUUAUGUAUUUAUCAUAUAUAUACUUGCCAAAGUACAAAACUUAUUAGGGGUGUGGGACACUCCGGCGAUGUGUAAAUUACACAUUCCUCUAACUUUAUGACAGAUAAUAAUUUUGUAUUUGAUUACUUUGAGAUUAUGUUCUAAAUGAAGAGGAAUUUUGGGUUAUAAUUCUUGAAUUCAAUCCUUUCCAUCAAUUCUUUUUGUAUAUGUAAUUUUGUUCACAACAUUCAACAUUGUCUUAUAUAAGAAGGGGAAUUUUAUUUCUUUAAUUGUGUAAAAAUAAGUGAUGUUUUCCCAAAGUAAUGUUUUGACCAAGCAGUCUUGUCAACAUAAUUUGUUUAUUUAAACCUGUGUGAAAUAAAUUAUCAAGCAUUUAAUUAAGUUUAAACAAAUGAAA
Messenger RNA from Lytechinus pictus (painted urchin), 5926 nucleotides. RefSeq names its product E3 ubiquitin-protein ligase MYLIP-A-like. Gene Ontology annotation, molecular function: ubiquitin-protein transferase activity. Gene Ontology annotation, cellular component: cytoskeleton. The record is from RefSeq and is a predicted model, not a curated record. NCBI's taxonomy places the organism in Eukaryota, Metazoa, Echinodermata, Echinoidea, Temnopleuroida, Toxopneustidae. Gene Ontology annotation, biological process: ubiquitin-dependent protein catabolic process. Bases 656 to 1951 code for a protein of 431 amino acids. The transcript has 4 exons.